CCUCCCUUUCUCGGGCCGCCUGCUUGGCUCUGUCGGAGGGGGGUCCCAUUGGAAGGGAGCUGUCCAGCUUUGGAGCGAUUCUCCGGCGAGUUUCCCCUUCGGGAGCUUGUAUGCAUGACUCUCCGGAAAGGCGAGAAAACCACGAUCAGCAUCCAAGAGCACAUGGCCAUUGACGUAUGCCCUGGCCCCAUCCGUCCCAUCAAGCAAAUUUCGGAUUACUUCCCUCGUUUCCCUCGUGGACUCCCUGCCACCGUCAGCCGGGCCAACAGCCUGCGUUCCUCUGCCAGCCAGGCCGCGGUCAGCCCCUCGGAGACGGCGCCCCGGGAAGAAGACGAAGAUGUGGACCAGCUUUUUGGGGCGUAUGGCACCGAACCGGUGGAACAGCCCCCCAAGCAGCGGGCCAAAGAGGAGGCGGAGGAGGAGGCGGUGGACGCCGAGGGCUACGAAUCCGACGACUGUACUGCCCUGGGGACGUUAGAUUUCAGCUUACUCUACGAUCAAGAAAACAACGCUCUCCACUGCACGAUCAACAAAGCCAAGGGCUUGAAACCUAUGGAUCAUAAUGGGUUAGCCGACCCAUAUGUCAAAUUGCACUUACUCCCCGGUGCCAGUAAGGCGAAUAAAUUGAGGACGAAAACCUUGCGGAACACGCUAAAUCCUACUUGGAAUGAAACCCUCACGUACUAUGGGAUUACCGAUGAGGACAUGAUCCGCAAAACGCUCAGAAUUUCCGUCUGCGACGAGGACAAAUUCCGCCACAAUGAGUUCAUAGGAGAAACGAGGAUCCCAUUGAAGAAGCUGAAACCCAACCAGACCAAAAAGUUUAAUAUCUGCCUGGAGAAACAGCUACCUAUAGACAAAACAGAAGACAAGUCCUUGGAGGAGCGUGGCCGGAUCCUCAUCUCCCUCAAAUACAGCUCCCAAAAGAAUGGCCUGCUGGUGGGCAUCGUCCGUUGCGCACACCUGGCCGCCAUGGAUGCCAACGGCUACUCGGACCCCUACGUGAAAACAUACUUGAAACCAGAUGAGGACAAAAAAUCGAAGCACAAGACAGCGGUUAAGAAGAAAACCCUGAACCCUGAAUUCAACGAGGAAUUUUGCUAUGAGAUAAAGCACGGUGACUUGACCAAGAAGACCCUAGAGGUGACGGUGUGGGAUUAUGACAUCGGCAAAUCAAAUGAUUUUAUCGGUGGCGUUGUGCUAGGCAUCAACGCCAAAGGGGACCGUCUGAAGCACUGGUUUGACUGCCUAAAAAACAAAGACAAGAAAAUUGAACGUUGGCACACGCUCACCAACGAGCUUCCGGGAGCCAUUCUCAGCGAUUGACUUCUCCCACCGACCUGGGGGACCUGGGAGAGCCUAUAGCACACUGCCCGAUGAAGGAACAACCGUUGCCUUUGGACUACCUGUUUACUCUCUUCGGUGGGAUGGGUCCCAAAUCGGCAAGAUUGAGGGCUCCAGUUGAGAGCCCUACGUGACGGUUCAUUGGCAGGGAACUCUUUGAACCCCGGA
Molecule: messenger RNA, 1512 nt
Organism: Elgaria multicarinata webbii
Lineage: Eukaryota; Metazoa; Chordata; Lepidosauria; Squamata; Anguidae
Gene: DOC2B
Product: double C2 domain beta
Exons: 9
Coding region: 115-1326 (403 amino acids)
Biological process (GO): spontaneous neurotransmitter secretion; regulation of calcium ion-dependent exocytosis; exocytosis
Cellular component (GO): synapse; membrane
Source: RefSeq, a predicted model, not a curated record